ACAUUCUUUGCCAACACCACCCAGGCAGUCCCUGGAGAUAUUGCGGACUGGGUUCCAGGCCACUGCAAUAAAGUAUAUGUGAUAAUAAAGCAUGUGGGCACACUCCCUGACGGCACAGGAUUACCAGGAUCUCAUAGACCGAGGAUGGCGAAGAAGUGGGAAAUACGUGUACAAACCAGUCAUGAAUCAAACAUGUUGUCCGCAGUACACAAUAAGGUGCCGCCCGUUGCAGUUUCAGCCAUCAAAAUCCCACAAGAAAGUCUUGAAAAAAAUGUUGAAGUUUCUGACCAAAGGGGAGAUCGCCAAAGGAAAUUGUGAGGAUGCGCCCAUGGAUUCCCUGGUGGAGGAUGCUGUCGCGGGUGACUUUGCAUUGAUAAAUAAACUGGAUAUACAGUGUGACCUCACCACCCUCAGCGAUGACCUCAAGCAGAGCUUAGCGAGCGCAGAGAAGACGAAAGGAAGAGGACCGCAGAAAGAAGAACCCGAGGAGUUUGCUCCGGCCCCCCAGAGAGAGGAGAAGCUUUGGUCCGGCGAGCCAUCGCAGCUCAUGAAAGUUCUCACGGUGCCCAAGCCAGGGAAAGGGGCUGAUUUGAGUAAGCCUCCGUGUCGAAAAGCAAAGGAAAUUCGCAAAGAAAGGAAAAGGCUAAAGCUCGUGCAGCAGAGCCCAACUGGGCCACUGCGGGGGCCCCAGGGCCAAGGACAAGCGCCAUCGUUGGGCCCACCAAAGGCUAAGUGCAACCAGCCCAAGUCACUGGAAGAUUUAAUGUUUGACUCUUUACCAGAGGACGCAGCACACAAGUUGGAGGUGAGGGUGGUGAGGUCAUCUCCGCCAAGUGCUCAGUUCAAAGCCACAUUUCAGGAGUCUUACCAGAUCUAUAAACGCUACCAGAUGAUUGUUCACAAGGACCCAUCUGACAAACCGACCAUGAGCCAGUUCACAAGAUUCCUGUGCAGCUCACCUUUGGAGGUUGAGAAGCCCCCAGACGGACCUGAGUGUGGCUACGGCUCCUUCCACCAGCAGUACUGGCUUGACGGGAAGAUCAUUGCCGUGGGGGUGAUUGACAUCCUCCCGUCCUGCGUGUCGUCCGUGUACCUGUACUACGACCCCGAUUACUCCUUUCUGUCUCUGGGUGUCUACUCUGCACUGAGGGUCAGUACAGACCUUCUGACUUGUUGUGUCCGGAGACGUAUGCCUGGGUGCCCAUUGGGCAGUGCCUGCCCUCGCUGGACAACUCCAAGUACUGCCGUCUCAACCCGGACCCCGCAGCGGUGGAUGAAGACCGCAGCCAGGAGCCCGGGCGGGUGCAGGUGUUCCACAAGAAAGCCAUCAUGCCUUACAGCGUGUACAAGCAGCAGCAGAAGGACCCCAGCGAGGACGCGGUGGUCCUGCAGUACGCCAGCCUGGUGGGCCAGAGCUGCGCCGAGAGGAUGCUGCUGUUCAGAAACUGACGCACUUCACUGCCUCCGCCGCCGCCACCCUCUCCACCCCGAAGUGGCACUUCCAGGGCCUCUUGUUUGGCAUGUCCAGGGAGCUCCUGCCUGGUACUUCUGGCCAAUGUCUUGGGCAUGGCUGUGAUCUCGGGGACACCCCCAAACCAGGACAUUUCCUUCCCGCUGUUAGACGGCUUUCCUGAAGUUCUCGGUGGCAGCCAUGUGUCUGAGAGACUCCCAUGAUGCAAGUAAAGGCUUGUACACUGUGGAGCCGAACCUCAUACAUGGGGUUUGGCAUUUUUUUGGCCGGGGGAUGUCUUGCUAAAUUUCCUUUGUUGUUGUUAUCUGGAACAAGGGAGAUGAUCUAAGUCAUUUAACUCGCCACUGCGUUGGGGUUCCCCCACCCCCACCCCAGCCCAAUCAGAAGUCCAGACAAACUCCUCAGACCCAUUUGUGACGUUAGUUCCUAUUGGAACACCCUGAAGAAGGUUGAAAAACUGUUUUAUUGCAUAGAAAACCUAAGACUGCAAACCUGUGUACUAAACAUUGGUUAGUAUACAUUGUAGCCUAAGAGGGAACUUGCAAAGAACGUGUGGGGCUCCCGAUACAAACCAAAUCAAAAAGGACGCGUUCUUGUCUCCACAUCAGGUAUCUGUGUGCCCAGGGCAGCUCUCCUGUCUGUGUCUUAGCGUGGGUUUCCUCCCAGAAAAUUGUGACUCGUGUUCCUUUUCCAGUCUCAGAAGGGUCCUGUGUGGACAAUAAAAUGUUAAGUGUUGUACAACUUGCUGUAUUUCAAAGAAUCUUAAAAAAAAUUAGGUGUUUUUUUAAGGUGGCCUCUCCCUUGAUCUGUGCCUAUAAAAUGUAAAUACAGGGGGAUUUGAAAAGUAUAUGGGGAAAAUGGAAUGAGAAUGAAAAUAUCUCCAGAUACUUUGAAGCCCCCUUGUAUGCACAAAUGUUCUAUUCUUUGACUCUGGAUACUUGUCUUUGGUUAUUGACGAAGACGAGUUAUUACCCGACUGCGACUCCUUCUGCAGCAAUGCCAAGCAUCACUUCAUUAAGGGUCAGGGUCCUUUUGACCUCUGUGUUCCCAUGGCGCGGUGGUCCAUGUGCUCAGCGGCUAGCAGAGAGACUCCACCGUGACACCCAAUCCCCAGUGCCUCCACGGGAGGAAGAUGUGGGAGUCCACUUCUGGGAAGAUGACAGGCCGGGAAACCUGCCCUGGAGGGUUGCUGUGCUUGGUUUUGAGCGGAAAAAAUGAAAGUCUGCUCCUGGUGGGCCAACGAGGAGACACUGCUCUGAGUGCCAGGAGCAGAGAGGGCCUUUAUUUUGGUCAGGCCUCCGCCCAUCCCCCAUGGUCACAGUGGCAGGCACUGUGCUAGGUGCCAAGAUGAGCCGGAGCUGGGCCUGUAGGAGUGCCCAGCCCAGGAGGAGGCCCAGCUCACCACCUGCUGAACACGAGGGACUUUGUUUCUCGGGUUCCCUUUUUCAGCAGCUCCCCAACUUGUGCUGCAUGGCCAUCGAGUCCCUAGCAAACCCCGUUUGGGGCCCCUUUUUUCUAUCAACUGGUCUUUUAAAAAGCUGGGCUUUUUAAAAGGCUUAGUGUUAGCAGUUUGAAUCCCACUAUUGUAGCCAGUUGAAUAAACGAUUCAACUUUGCCCACAACUCAUUGACUUUAGGUCAGCACUAAAGAAUCACCUUCAGCUUGUCAGCUUCUAAGAACAAAAACAGCAAAAGAAAUGCCCAGUAUUUGACAUCCACAUACCAGAGACUUAGGGCUCCGAGUGUGUGGUUGUCCCAUCUGCCACGUGUCCUGUGGUGGCUAGCAGCAGAUAAUCCGCUAGCAAAAGCCUUUCCUUGGAUUUCCCAUUCUUCUGAAACGUCCUUCGGAAUCAUCUGGAGACCACGCAGAAGACUCGUGUUUGGAAGUUCCUCGAGGGCUUAUGGGGCAUUCUUCUUUGCCUCAUAGAGUGGAAUUUAUCCGAAACCCUGUGCCAUCCAGAGAAAGGAUCGAUGCCCACAAGUGAUUUUAAUACAGGAAUGAUGCUCCGCACGGAUUUGGGCUUCGUCAGCAUAAAGUUACGGACCUACCUGAGAGAUGUAAGAAUGUAUUUUGAGGGUGCUCAGCCUUGUUCAUAGAAGUAGGGCGUGGCCAGUCACGGGCAUGUUUCACACAAGGCUGUCCGGUUUGGUGAUGCCAUCAGCCUCCUUGCAUCCAGCUAAGGGUCUCACCUCCCGAGGGUCAGAGGGAGAGGGAAAGCUGGUGUCCUGCCACAGCUCCAUGGGGGCUCCCUCUGGAGGAAGGGGCUCCCGCCCCGUCCGGGAACCUGCGUGCUGCCCAGGGAGGUGGCCUGUUGGUCCAGGACUCUCCAGGAUGAGUUGGGCAUGACACUUGGUUGCUACUGUGCUUUUGGCUUGUUGAGAAUAGUUAGCGUCGGUCCGAUGAUCAGAUGAUGUUUUGUCCCUUGGAGCCCUGACCACGUGAAUGUUGAUAAUGGGCUGUAAGAGGCCUGUCCAGAGAAGGGACCGCACUUUGUCAGUUGACAAGUACUCUCCAGCAGAGAACCGAGCUGAGGUUCAUGGCUCUCGUCUAAUGAAGUGGUGGUCCGGUCUGUCAAGAAAAGUCACGCUGCCAUUUCAAGGCAGGUAACUGCCUGCCACCUCUGCAGCAUGCCCCCUUUGAUUGGAAAUAAAUUUCCCAGCCCCCUCCCCGCCUCAGGCACAUGGAUAUAACAGACAUGCAGCCCCUGCUGCCAUCUUCAUUUAAAGAUCUUUAUUUCAGGUCGCUGACUGCAAGUUUUCUCAGAUGGUCACAUCUUACUUUUCAAAUGUAACCUGAGCACUUUUUGUUUGUUUGCUUGCGUACCUUCUAAGAGAUAGAGGCUGUUCUCAGAUUGUUGUUUAACUGACUGGUUUAAGAUUAUUUAGAUAAGAAGUUAUUACUGUAUGUGUGUUUUCAAAAUUGACUAUUUUUUUAAUCCAUCUUGCAAAUAUCGGCUGUGUGUGGCGGUUUCUUAACAUGUCAGAUUAUCACGUAAAUAAACUUUCAGAGUUCCGAA
Echinops telfairi (small Madagascar hedgehog) is the source of this 4487-nucleotide messenger RNA. It is a transcript of the gene ATE1, whose product is annotated as arginyltransferase 1. Gene Ontology annotation, biological process: protein arginylation. Gene Ontology annotation, cellular component: cytoplasm. Lineage: Eukaryota; Metazoa; Chordata; Mammalia; Afrosoricida; Tenrecidae. Gene Ontology annotation, molecular function: arginyl-tRNA--protein transferase activity. The transcript has 11 exons. The record is from RefSeq and is a predicted model, not a curated record. The coding region runs from base 92 to 1576 and encodes 494 amino acids.